AUGACAGACACACACGACGCAUCAACAACAUUAGAUGACAUAAUUAACGAGCUAAAACUAACAUACGAUGCAUCUAAUGGUUUAUUGGAUGGUGAUUCAAUUCGGAACAUUCCCAAUGUAAACACAUUAACCAACUUGAACAAGUUGUUUAGCAAUUUGAAAAGCCAAUUAAGCCAGAUAGAAAAGAGCGAUGAAACAGUUUUGAAGAAAAUUGAGGCAACUCAAGGCGGUGAAGAUGAAACAAAGAAGCGUUCUAGUGAGGUUUUAGAAGAUCAAGAUGAUAAUGACGUCAAGAAAAGAAAGCUAGAUACGACAGCAGAGAAUGAUGUAGAAGAGCCCACAGGGGAAAAAGAAAGGCUAAACCUGAAAGACGAUCCUGUACCCCCAGUUCAAUCAGGGUCUUUUUCUCGUGAUAACGAUACCAGACUCAGGAAUCCCAAAUCUGAGUAUGUGGAGCCUCAAGUGCUAUCGGCUGAGGCAAUCUCAGCACUUGGGCUAUAUUCCGAGGAUAAUCACGGCUUGGAAACACAUGGAAAAGAGUAUUUGAAGAAGAAAUAUGGAGUAGCCUCUUAUCCAGAGAAUGAUCUACAAGACUUACUACCUGGAAAGAUACCAAACAUCGAUUUUUCCAAAAACAAGCCACCCACAAAUCAGGUUCAGUUUAGCACUUUCCAAUCUUACAUAGAGUCCUACUUUCGUCCAUUUUCAAAUGACGACUUGAAAUUUCUUGAGGAGAGAAAUGUAAUCCCACCUGGGUUUGAAAAGUUGGGCUACGACCCUGACGUGUCACCUUUUAUCAUUCCUAGAUUGGGUAGAUUUUAUGCUGAUGUGUGGGCUGAAGAAGAUGCCACUUUGGCAGCCAAACUCAACUCUCCAGCACUUCAUGGUAACCAAAAUGAUGGCUUCAAAGCCAAAGGAUCGAUAAACAUGUUGAGUGAUGAUAAACUUUACACAGAAGAAGUCUCAUGUGGUCCCCUUUCAAGUCGAUUGCUAUCAGCAAUACUAAGCAAUCAUGAGGUGGCGACUGAAGAGGACGAGCAAGGGGGCGGCGGUGGUGUGAAAAGUGAGCUCGGAUCUAACCAUUCUGACAGUUUGCUCGCUCAAGACGAGGUGGCUACCCAAUUAAAUAGCAAUGAAGAUUACAGAAUAACCACCGAUGCAAAUGAUUACCAGUCAAUCGAGGAUAGACUCAAGCGUGAACUCAAGUUCAUUGGUAUAUUUAUGAACUUGCCAACCAAAGAUGAUGGGAAAGCCAAGGCAAAUAAGUUAUCAGGACGGAUACCCAAAAAACUGUCGAUAAGCAUUGUUGAUAAUGAUGAAUGGAUACGAAAUAAAGAGGAUGACGAAGUUUGUGCCGAGAUAAGGUCUUUGCAGAACGAGUUACGAGAAGUUUCAAGUAGAAACAGGGCAAACAAAAGAAAGUUGUUCCCAAUAGUUCAAGAUAGUAUUGCAUACCAGGAGUACUCUACAAUCUUGGAGGACCUAGAUAAGCAAGUUGAUCAGGCAUUCAUGAAAAGAUCAAGAGGCAAAGGUAAAAAGAAAAAGAUUGAUGCAAAUGCACCACAACAGCAAGCUGUCAAUAGCGGACUUCGAGCACUUUUGGAAAAACGAAGAAGAUGGAUAGACUCCAUUGGUAAGUUGUUCCCGCCACCUGAGAUUAUGAAACGUGAACCAUCGGAGCUGGUGCUUAUAAAAGAGGGUACAGUUGAUGUCGAGUUGAAUGAAGAAGAAGGUGAUAAUACGGGUCCCAACGCUGUGGAUUUAAUUACACAAUAG
Molecule: messenger RNA, 1776 nt
Organism: Lodderomyces parapsilosis
Lineage: Eukaryota; Fungi; Ascomycota; Pichiomycetes; Serinales; Debaryomycetaceae
Gene: NGG1
Product: histone acetyltransferase
Exons: 1
Coding region: 1-1776 (591 amino acids)
Biological process (GO): regulation of transcription by RNA polymerase II
Cellular component (GO): SAGA complex
Molecular function (GO): transcription coactivator activity
Source: RefSeq, a predicted model, not a curated record